Messenger RNA from Daucus carota subsp. sativus, 1059 nucleotides. Its product is annotated as 2-oxoglutarate-dependent dioxygenase 21, chloroplastic. NCBI's taxonomy places the organism in Eukaryota, Viridiplantae, Streptophyta, Magnoliopsida, Apiales, Apiaceae. The transcript has 3 exons. The record is from RefSeq and is a predicted model, not a curated record. The coding region runs from base 1 to 1059 and encodes 352 amino acids.
AUGCAACAAGAAGGAGAAACCUCUGAUACUUCAUUUACUAGUACCAUGACACUUACCAAAAUGGGACUAUCAAAUGUCCCUCAACGAUUCAUCUUGCCUCCAUCACAGCGUCCAAACUCUGGCCAUGGUCAUCACUCCACCACCAACUUGCCCAUCAUCGAUCUUUCCAACCUAAACAACCCGUCUCAUAGAGCUCGAACUAUUGAUGACAUAAGCGCAGCCUGCAAGAAAUUAGGCUUCUUCCAGGUGAUUAAUCAUGGAAUAUCAACUUUAACCAUGAAUGAUGCUAUAGAUGUUGCAAGAGAGUUCUUUAACCUGCCUAGUGAUGAGAAAAUGCACCUUGCUUCAGCUAAUGUUCAUAAUCCCGUAAGGUAUGGAACAAGCCUCAAUCAUAUGAAAGAUAAAGUCCAUUUUUGGAGAGAUUUCAUCAAGCAUUAUUCUCAUCCUAUAGAAAAGUGGAUUGAGCAAUGGCCUUCUAAUCCCCCUAGCUACAAAAAAAAGAUGGGAGAAUACACAAAAGCAACAUACUUAUUACAAAAGCAACUCAUGCAAGUAGUUUUCCAAAGCUUAGGGUUAAACCCAACAUACUUGCAAGAAGAUAUUGAUGGAGGCUCGCAAGUUAUGGCAGUCAACUACUACCCAGCUUGUCCACAACCGGAGCUUGCACUAGGAAUGCCACCGCAUUCAGAUUUUGGAUCGCUCACGAUCAUAAAUCAAAGCCAAGAAGGGUUGGAAAUCAUGGAUCGUGAUAAGAAGUGGCAUCCUGUUCCUUUGGUUGAAGGAGCUUUAGUAGUGCAAUUGGGAGAUCAGAUGGAAAUAAUGAGCAAUGGUAAAUACAAAAGUGUUAUACAUCGGGCAACUGUCAAUGCUGAGAACAAACGCAUUUCUAUUGCUAGUCUUCAUAGCUUAUCUUUAGACAAAGGAGUAGUACCUGCACCAGAACUAGUGGAUGAACAACAUCCUAUUUCAUACAAUGAAGGGAGCUUUAGUGACUUUCUCUCUUACAUCUCAGGUAAUGAUAUAACGGAAGGAAGAUACAUAGACACCCUGAAGAAGUAA